This is a messenger RNA of Spodoptera litura, 3707 nucleotides long. It is a transcript of the gene Fbxl4, whose product is annotated as F box and leucine-rich-repeat gene 4. The record is from RefSeq and is a predicted model, not a curated record. Gene Ontology annotation, cellular component: SCF ubiquitin ligase complex. Gene Ontology annotation, biological process: SCF-dependent proteasomal ubiquitin-dependent protein catabolic process. Gene Ontology annotation, molecular function: protein binding. Lineage: Eukaryota; Metazoa; Arthropoda; Insecta; Lepidoptera; Noctuidae.
UUCAUUCGAGCGCGCAUCUUUGUUAUUACCGUUCGUGUUAAUUUUUUCCAUAAAAUUCUGAAGUUGAUUAAGAAUAAUUCAAAAUGCAAAACUCAGAUAUAAUAUCCUCUUUGUUUUGGUUUAAAAAUGAGAGUGAAGAAGAAGAUAAAGAUUAUUUGAUACUGGAACAGUUUGUGCACAAUGUUGAAGAUUUUAGUUCCCAGUAUGGCAGUGAAAUCAGUGUUUCAUAUACUGCAUUUAAUCUUCGUGGACCGCCCUCUAAUUUUCCUGACUACGGCGACUAUCCCCAAGCCUUCGUUAUGGUAAAAAGGACCUAUGGGACUUGGUGGGAAGAAGCCCCUUCAGCGCAGAAGGAUUAUAUGCCACAAAAUGCUAGUGCAAUCACUAGUCAGGAUUUCGUUGAAGUGUCCUUCGAAAAAGCAGUCUACCCACUGGAGGUGUCGAUCUUCGAGACCUAUAAUCCUGGAGCACUGGUCCGCAUUUGGGCACUGGGUCCUACAGCCUGGAUGUUACUAUGGGAAGGAGAACCAGAGUAUGUGGGAGACACACCGAGGAUAUUCAGUCCUCCGAUAAGGCAAAUCAAUGUUCCAACACGGAUUUUGAGAUUGGAAUUCAACCACAAGCUACUACCUUACUACACUGAGUUGGAUGCGGUACUCCUACGUGGUAGACAGCCAGCGAAUUUAACCAAGCAUUUAAGAAACAACUUCUCUUACUCUUCGCUCUUCUAUAAGCCUGUAGUAGAAAAAGGUCAGCUGCUGAACCGAAUAAUUGCUUCCAACCUUCACGAGAAUAUCGCGCCACAGAUUGUAACGCCAAGGGGUCAGAAGCAAAUCGACACUGGACCACCACUUGGAGACUUCCAGCAGUUACCUGAUGAGACCACACUCUGCGUGAUGAAGUACUUGGACAUCCAGUCACUCUGCCGAUGCGCUCAAGUCAACAGGCAUUUCAACAGACUCGCUUCUGACUACAUACUGUAUAGGAGCAUAGACCUCAGACCUUAUUGGCAUUGCGUACAAUCUCAGGUGCUGGCAACUCUAUCGAUGCGCUGCAAAUUCCUUCAAAAACUAGAUUUAUCUUGGUGCGGGAGUCAUCGCAUGAUACAGCCCAAUUAUGUAGUAAAUUUCCUGAAAGACAGUGGCGCAGAAUUAACACAUCUUCGCAUGAAUUGUUGCAAAUUCGUUGACAACUCCGUGCUAAGAGCCAUCGUUGACACCUCCACAAGUUUACAAGAGUUAUGCCUCCGAUCAGUAGUUGGCUGUUCAGACUGGAUAUGUCUAUCUGCUUUGAAAAAACUCAAGCGUUUGGAUCUAUACAGAACUGAUAUAACUACUUCAGCUGCCGUAGCCAUCAUCAGAUCCAACCCUGGGUUACGUCAUCUUAAUGUUGGUUCAUGCAAAAUGAUAUCGUCGAUGGACGAAGUGGCGAUAGCAUUAGGCGGUAAUUGCCCAAACUUGGUGUCUGUGGACUUCUGGAAGUCGUACUCAUUGACUCCUAACGGUAUCAGAGCAUUAGGUAACUGCAAAAUGCUGCAGGAGUUGGAUGUUGGCUGGUGCUUGCAAGCAGGUGGUUCUGGAGAGUGGUUGGGCUGGUUAUCAGUCGGCGAGCUUCGCAAACUAUUCCUCGGGGCUCUGCGCGGUGUCUGCGACCGAGACCUUCGCUCCUUGAUACCCAGAGCACCAAAAUUGGCGCAGUUAGAUCUGUUGGGAGUCAGGGCGGUUACCGCUGAUAUUUGCGAUUCGAUCCUAGCUGAAUGCAAAGAUCUAAGGCUGCUGGACGUCAGUUUCUGUGAUCAAAUUCAAGAAGCUCAGGUAGUGGAAUGGCGUGAGCAAUACCCACACGUAAGCAUAAAGCGUUCCUUCCAAUCAGCCAACUUAAACACGGCACCGAACCCACUAUUCUUAGCGCCUAGUUUAGAAUAGAUUUAGACUUACAAAUUAUAAUAAAGGUUCAUUCACAUGCAAGCUAUUUCAUAAAAUGUUAAAAAAUGGUUACCGCCAAAAAUUUGCCGCGGUGGUCUGUGGUUUUUAUAAGCCCUAAGAUUAAUUUAUUAUGUUUAACAGCUUACUCAUGUAACUGUUUGGGGAAAUAACUUUUUUUUGAGUGGGGAAUAUUGUCCAAUGACAGCUUUCUCAGCAGCACUAUUGGGCCCGUGUACGCUCGGGUCUGGUCUGGUCUGCUUACGGUGGCUGGAGAUCGUCUCGCGUGGUGAGAUAACUGGAAUAGUUUCAUGCCAUGUUAGCGGUUCAUAUUCACGAGCAGCAUUGCGUGGCAUACGACGCUGCAAACGUCUCGCAAGUAGUUAUAUACGUAAAUUAAUUUAAUAUGUCUCUCGUCUCACCAAACUUUUAAUACCACCCUCAAAAUAUUAUAUGUCGAGUAUAGAAGUUAAUUAAAAAUAAAUGCCGCUUCAUGUGAAUGGACCUACCCGUAAAACUGACUUAUAAAAGACAUGUUUAUACUGUGUUUUUUGUCUUUGUUUUUAUGUUAGUAUAUAGACUGUUGAUGAUAUAUGAAAUUGCUUUUAUGUGUAUGUCAUAAAACUUAUGUUUGUAGUCGUAAUUAUUUUGUUCGUAAUAUUUUUGUGUAUUUGUAGACUUGCGUAAUAUGUAUUGUAUUGUGUUGUGUAGGAUAUUGAUCUCUAUUGGUAAAACGAAAGUCACUGAGCUUCAUAACAAUAUCAAAUUCGCGCAUUUUAUGCGUAAAAGAUAAUAAAAUGUAUUUACCUAACGAUAAUUACGAUCUAAUUGACUGUGAAAUUUGUACACAACUUAUCGCGUUUCUAAGCAGAUAAUGAAUAGUAAGACAAAUAUUUCACAAUAUUUUUCGAAACUAUAUCUAUUGUAACUGAUAUAUUUUAUCUAUCUAACAUCAAAUUAUCUGAUACUCCGCCUUGAUUCCGUAGAGUAAAUAUACCGAUAAUAUCAUAAUUUAUCACUAACGAACUAUGAACUGACUAAUAUCUAUUAUUUUGGUUUGAUACAUUCUUACUACAUAAAAAGACUGACUAAAUUGUAAAAAAAAAUAAAUAAAAAAAAACAGCUAAUAUUGAUGAUGCAUUUUUAUAAGGACAAUAGUAAGUCAAAAGUAUGACUUUAAGAUCUAUAUCUAUCUAUUUAUUUAGUCCAAACACCUUUAAAGAAUCACAAUUUUAAAACAUACAGAAGAAACACUAUUAUUUUAACUUUAUAGAAACACUUGUCAUAGUAUCCCAUAGGAUACAUUAUACAUAUCUUGGGAUGCUCAUUAUAGUUACAAUUGUAUUGCUGACUGCUAAUAGAAAACUGCUGGACGCAAAUCCUCCAUUAACGUUGUUCACGGUACACGGUGACCCCCAUUACGUUUAACGUGUUAAUAUAAAAUGGUUCUUGCCUAUAAAAUAUCAGCUGAUAAGCAUAAUUGGUGUGGGGCUUAAAACUACAUGAUCCAGUGAUCACACAAUAGAUAGCUUUCUGACAUAGCAGCUAUUAUAACAUAAUAUUAUGUUUAAAGUAGAGUUUGUAUAUAAUUUGUUAAAACGUGUUAUCGAGAGGAACAAAUCUUAAGUUGGUCCGUUACAAAUAAUGUAUUGAGGACUUGUCAAGUAUAAUGUAUGUGAGGAUACAUUGCAUGGAUUCUGAUUGUGAGGUCAACAUUUUUGUUUGUCUGGAUAGACCGUUAAAAUGUACAGUCAAAGGUUAAAGUCCACUGCCACCGUGAGUGAU